Molecule: messenger RNA, 1314 nt
Organism: Aspergillus pseudotamarii
Lineage: Eukaryota; Fungi; Ascomycota; Eurotiomycetes; Eurotiales; Aspergillaceae
Product: NAD(P)/FAD-dependent oxidoreductase
Exons: 2
Coding region: 1-1314 (437 amino acids)
Molecular function (GO): flavin adenine dinucleotide binding; sarcosine oxidase activity; L-pipecolate oxidase activity
Source: RefSeq, a predicted model, not a curated record
AUGCAACAGUCAUCUUCCAUCCCUGACAAACCAUGCCCGAGCACAGAUCGCAUAAUAAUCGUGGGUGCUGGUGUUUUUGGGUUGGCCACAGCUUUGGAACUCCGCAAGCGGGGCUACCAACAGAUAUUCGUACUAGAUAGACACAUGCCCCCAGUCCUUGAUGGAUCUAGUGUCGACAUUUCCAGGGUAAUACGUGUUGACUACACAGAUCCAUUCUAUGCCAAACUAGGCUUGGAAGCUUUGCAGAUGUGGAGACAAAAGUAUGAUGACCAUUUCAACGAGUGUGAAUUCACUCUUAUGACGGAGUCAAUCGAUGAUCCCCGCGUUGUACGCACCAAGCAGGCAUUGCAGAUGCUUGGACAAACAGUUCAUACCUUCAGAGGGAGAGAUGAAUUCAAGGCGAGGUAUCCAUUCUUUGAUGGAGAUUUGCCCCUGCAUGUCAGUGGCUAUUCUAACAAGGUCUGUGGGUGGGUCAAUGCAAAGCAUGUUAUUCAAGCAGUUGUAUCCGAGUGCACUAAGGCCGGCAUCUCAUUCAUAACUGGGAAACGAGGGAUGGUUAUGUCACUGUUGCAGGCAGAGAAAAGGGUGGUGGGCGUCAAGGUGGCUUCUGGAGAGACUAUGACCUGUGCUCGGCUGAUUUUAGCAACUGGGUCAUGGACAAACCAUCUGCUUGAUCUUCAUGGGGCAGUCGUUUCCACUUGCCACCCAGUGGCGUCAAUUCAACUGUCCAAAGAUGAAGCCGCCAAGCUAGCAAAGCAACCGGUGACAUGCAAUUUGACAUCGGGGGUGUUUGUCUUUCCCCCGACUAGCGAUAACGUCUUGAAAGUGGCAAGGCAUGAUUAUGGAUAUGAAACCACAUUGGCGGCUGAAUCCAGAGGGCACAUUCCUGCGUGGAGUUCGACCUCCGCCCCAAGGCUCUUCAGGCAUUCUUUCAAGUCUCAAUUCAUCCCAGACGAGGCCGACGCCGCUCUCCGUGCGGGCCUCACCUUGCUCUUGCCUCAAUUCAAGGACCACCCAUGGAUCAAUCGCAAGCUUUGCUGGUAUUCUGACACCCCAGACGGGGACUUUAUCAUCGAUCACCACCCUGAUAUUGCUGGCUUGUUUUUAGCCACUGGAGACAGCGGUCACGGCUUCAAAUUUCUACCAAUUAUAGGACGGUAUGUCGUCGAUAUACUUGAGCACAGCGCCCCGAGGAUCCAUCGCGCCCGAUGGGCAUACAAACCAACAGGCAGACCGAUGUCUAGUGGGAUGAACGGAAGCCGAGCUGGCCCACCCAGAAGAGUUCUAACAAGCUUAGAACAGGCAAAACUGUAG